Debaryomyces hansenii CBS767 is the source of this 1002-nucleotide messenger RNA. It is a transcript of the gene PHO100, whose product is annotated as Pho100p. The coding region runs from base 1 to 1002 and encodes 333 amino acids. NCBI's taxonomy places the organism in Eukaryota, Fungi, Ascomycota, Pichiomycetes, Serinales, Debaryomycetaceae. The record is from RefSeq and is a predicted model, not a curated record. Gene Ontology annotation, molecular function: nucleotidase activity. The transcript has a single exon.
AUGUUGAACAUUUUCAUAACCAUCGCUUUUUUAUUUGCAAGCGUUCUUAGUAAAAAUAUCAUUUUAACUAACGAUGAUGGGUUUACUGCAACAAAUAUUCGUAGCACAUAUAAGGAAUUGACAAAUGCAGGGCACAAUGUUUUAUUAGUAGCACCUGUUUCCCAAAGAUCUGGUUGGUCUGGUAAGUUCGAUGUUCCAGCAACAAAGGAUUUAUUAAUUGAUGGUGAAUUUGGCUAUAUCCAAAAGGGCCAACCAUCAUGGGGUCACGAAGCUGACAACAUGAAUAUCUGGUAUUUUAACGGUACACCAGCUAGUUCCGUGUCUUUCGCGUUGAACUAUGUUAUUCCACAGUUCUUCAAUUCAACAGACAGUCAGGACAACAAAACUGUUAUCGAUAAAGUCGAUUUAGUCGUUUCGGGUCCUAAUGAAGGAACCAACUUAUCACCAGGAUACUUCACAAUUUCAGGAACCAUUGGGGCUGCUACUAGCUCUCUUUAUAGAGGGAUUCCUGCUAUUGCAUUUUCAGGUUCUAAUUCUAAUAAUUCAUUUUUCAAGGAUUCUUUGAACGAUGAUCCAUUGGAGCCAUCCAAUAUUUAUGCUAAAAAGAUUGUUGAAUUCGUUGAUGAUCUUUUUGACAAACAAGGUGACAAUUCAGUCUUGCCAUUAGGAACUGGUAUCAAUGUCAAUUUUCCAAAAGUUGGUUACGAAUCUGAUAACGAUGAGUGUACUGAUCCCAAAUGGAUUUUCUCUAGAUUGUCUGGGGAAGGAGCAAGUGCACCAGAUGUAUACUACGAUGAAGAAUCAGAUUCCAUUAAGUCUGUCACUGUACCAUUGAGAGGAUUAAUUAAUUGUUUCAAUGGUGACUGUUCCUUACCUUCUGAGAGCUUUAUCUUAGCUAAUACCACUUGCCAGACUUCAGUUAGUGUCUUCAAUAUAGAUUAUGAUGCCAAUACCGAAUUAACCAACUCAGUAAAAACUUUGUUGGAACCUAUUUUGAAUUAA